Messenger RNA from Hydractinia symbiolongicarpus, 2461 nucleotides. RefSeq names its product neuronal acetylcholine receptor subunit alpha-3-like. Gene Ontology annotation, molecular function: transmembrane signaling receptor activity; neurotransmitter receptor activity; extracellular ligand-gated monoatomic ion channel activity. Gene Ontology annotation, biological process: signal transduction; monoatomic ion transmembrane transport; regulation of membrane potential. The transcript is spliced from 7 exons. The record is from RefSeq and is a predicted model, not a curated record. Gene Ontology annotation, cellular component: neuron projection; synapse; membrane. Lineage: Eukaryota; Metazoa; Cnidaria; Hydrozoa; Anthoathecata; Hydractiniidae. The coding region runs from base 300 to 1856 and encodes 518 amino acids.
CACAUCCAGUGAAAUAAAUCAGACAAGAUUAUUGGAAAUUAGAAUGUAUGCUCAUUGGUGUCUAACUAAACAUAAAAAGCUUGAUUGAGAUAGGCCGCGGUGUUAACAAACGGAACCUAGUCACAAUAAGUAGAGUUAGUUAGUCUUCUUGAAACACUUUUCAAGAAAAAAGUAGCUACAAGUCAGUUAAAUUAUUAAUCAAAAAUCAGAUGAAAAAAAGUUAAAAACAAUCUCACAGAAUAGCAAGAGAAGAAAAUUUCAGUCAAAGACGAUAUAAAAAAAUAUGUUAUAAGAACCAGAUGUGGACAAGAAAAAUGAAAUUGCAAAUCUUAGUAACAGUGCUUCUGUUUAAAAUUCAUCUUAUUUCAACAAAUUUGAAGUUAUGCGAAGAGGAAAGAAUAUGUAUUAUAGAUCGUAUGGAUCCGACAUACCAAAGCAUGGACACAUCAGAACAGAAUCUUUUAAGACAUUUAUUUUGCAACUACAGCGUUCACUCAAGGCCAGUCAAACACUUGACGCAGCCAGUUCAUGUGAACAUACAAGUAAAUAUUGUGCGACUCGAUUCAGUGAGUGAAAAAGAACAAUCAAUGAGAACGAAACUACACAUUUCCUAUCAAUGGAAAAAUCUUAACUUAGCAUGGAAACGUAAAGAUUAUAAUAAUGUAACAGAAGUUAUCAUGCCAAAGUCAAAGUUAUGGACGCCACCAGUCCAACUGCUUAACGAAGCAAGCCGAAUUCAUGGGGAAAUAUUAGAACCAAAAUUUGAAGAAACGGUCAAAUUAACUUACGAUGGGACUUGCUUAUUAUAUUUUUCUCAAUUCUUCAAAAGUACCUGUGAAAUUGAUGUAAGUAAGUUCCCGUUUGAUGAUCAAACAUGCACCAUUGAUUUUGGUUCUUGGAGCAUGGACAGCACUUUACUAAAAUUGACCGCCUUGAACGGAAGUGCGAUAGGAAAGGAUUAUAAACAAAAUGGUGAAUGGGAAAUGACAAAAGCAACAUUGCGAGAUCUAGAGGAUAAAUACGAAAUUCAAGAAAAGUUUCACAGUAUAAUAAGAUUGGAACUACAUAUUGAAAGAAAACACUUCUUCUUUGUCAUGAACUUAGUCGUUCCAUGCGCUCUGAUAGCGUGCAUGAUUUUCUUGGUGUUCGUGUUGCCACCGAAAUCUGGAGAAAGAAUAUCAUUGGGUAUCACCGUCAUGUUGUCAAUGGCAAUCUUUCAAGAACUCUCAUCAGAGAAAUUGCCAAGCAGCUCGGACAAUUAUCCCUUGCUUGGCGUGUACUACUCCACAUCAAUGUUUGAGAUUGGAAUCGCGCUAAUCAUGAAUUGCUUUAUUUUGAAUUUGUAUUACCGAAAUUACGAAAUGCCAGUAUGGGUUCGAAGAUUAGUUUUGGGUAAAUUAGCACGAUUGGUACGCGUGCAUGUUCCAGAGGAUCGUGCGUAUGGCUUCUUUGAGAAUAAUAAUAACGAAUUGGCGCAGCAGCUUUCAACACUUCCAGAAAGUGAGAUGAAUUUGAAGAACCACGAUUCCGAGAAUAGCAAUAACGAAUUUUUUCAAAGAUCAAAAAUGUCAAGAGAUGAAUCAACUAUGAAAAAAACACGAACGUCGACAUUUAUGAACAGAAAAAGCACAUUACGUGGUCGUCAAUCAAGCGAAAACAAUCUUUCGUCGCAAAGUUCGUUGCCUCUUAUAGAAGACUUGACACCAGAUGAAAAAAAACAGCUGGGAGAAGACUGGAGAACAGUCGCGCGUGUGGUCGACAGAAUCAUGCUGUUUUUGUCUGUUUCUGUUGGCGUGCUUUCUGCACUGACCAUUUUUAUGCAGGCUAAAAGAUUUCGUGAAAUGUUCGUUGCCUGACAAAUCUUCAGAUGAUUUAAAGAACUUUUAUGAGCCUUUCAAUCGCUGCCAUUUAUCGGACAAUUUUGAAUACAUUGUUGUUGUUAAAAGGGGAACACAUACAAAAACAUCUUAAAUAUUUUAAAAAUGAAAGCAUUCUAUUUAUUAAAGUAUAGAUUUUUUUGCUUUCUGCUGACUGACUGCAGUAUAAUUUUUUGCAAGAAAGAAAAACUUCUUUUACGUUGGACUAGUCUCAAACGUACUAAAUAUAUUGUGUAUAGAAAUGUCACAAUCCGAAAAUUGAGGUCAUAAUUGUCAGAAGGACAAUUUUAUCGUAAUCAUGCAGCAAGUAGCAGGUGAAACUCAAAAAUGCCUCCAAGAAUAAGUCAUGUAAAUUUCAUACAAAUCAUUAAAAUAUACUUAAUGAUAUACUUAGAUUUGGGGAAGCAUACAUUUAUACUUUUUGCAAUUUACACUGUCUCAAAUUUUCUCCUUUUACUUGUGAGGACAAUGUGAUAUAUUUAAAAUAUUUUCAAACUGAUGCAGUCAACGCAGGGACACAUUUGUUUCUUUUUUUAUACUAUCUGUAUGUAAUUUAAAUUGCGCAUUAUUUCUUGUUACACAAA